Messenger RNA from Xenopus laevis (African clawed frog), 3004 nucleotides. It is a transcript of the gene cttn.S, whose product is annotated as cortactin S homeolog. The record is from RefSeq and is a predicted model, not a curated record. The transcript has 16 exons. The coding region runs from base 145 to 1626 and encodes 493 amino acids. Gene Ontology annotation, molecular function: actin filament binding; actin binding. Gene Ontology annotation, cellular component: dendrite; dendritic spine; site of polarized growth. Gene Ontology annotation, biological process: cell migration; regulation of actin filament polymerization. Lineage: Eukaryota; Metazoa; Chordata; Amphibia; Anura; Pipidae.
CCGCUCCGCUCUCCAGCAGGAAUCGGCCCCUGGGAUAAUCACGUGAUCCAGUGACGUCAGGUUGGGAGAGACAGGAAGUGGGAUGCAGAGGUAGCGCCGGAGCCAGAGACAGAUUUUGAGUAGCCGGACACCGACUCCCUAAAGAUGUGGAAAUCCGCCGCCGGGCACUCUCUCUCCAUCUCCACAGAUGAGACAGACGACUGGGAGACAGAUCCAGAUUUUGUGAAUGAUAUAGAUGAGAAAGAACAGAGAUGGGGAGCAAAAACCGUGACGGGGUCUGGACAUCAAGAACACAUCAAUAUUCAUCAAUUGCGGCAGAAUGUGUCGCAUGAACAUAAGGAAAUAAAGGAGAAGGAGUUAGAGGUCGGGCCUAAAGCGUCUCACGGCUACGGCGGCAAGUUUGGUGUGGAGAAGGAUCGCAUGGAUAGAUCAGCUGUCGGCCAUGAAUAUCAGACCAAGCUCUCCAAACACUGCUCACAGUCAGAUUCCGCAAAAGGCUUCGGAGGAAAGUUUGGGGUUCAGACCGACAGAGUAGAUCAGUCUGCUGUGAACUUUGAUUACAAGGGGAAGACCGAAAAACAUGCAUCCCAGAAAGAUUAUGCCACUGGCUUUGGGGGCAAGUAUGGAGUCCAGGCCGAUCGAGUGGAUAAAAGUGCCCUCGGCUUUGACUACAAGGGCAAGACUGAAAAGCACGAAUCCCAGAAAGAUUAUACAACUGGCUUUGGAGGGAAGUUUGGCGUACAGGCCGACCGUGUGGAUAAGAGCGCAGUCGGAUACGAUUACCAGGGGAAAACUGAGAAACAUGAGUCGCAGAAAGACUAUGUGAAAGGGUUUGGAGGCAAGUUUGGUGUGCAGACAGACAGACAGGACAAGUGUGCGCUUGGCUGGGACCACCAGGAAAAGCUUCAGCUGCACGAGUCCCAAAAAGAUUAUUCCCAGGGAUUUGGCGGAAAGUACGGUGUGCAGAAAGAUCGCAUGGAUAAGGCGGCAGCAUCGUUUGAAGAUGUAGAGAAAGUCUCUUCGUCCUACCAGAAGACCCGGCCGGUGGAAGUCGAAGGAAGCAAAGCCAGCAGCAUCAGAGCAAACUUUGAAAAUUUGGCCAAAGAUAAAGAGCAGGAGGACCGGAAAAAGGCAGAGGCGGAGCGAGCACAGAGAUUGGAGCGUGAGAGGAGAGAACAGGAGCAGGCAAGGAGGCAGCAGGAGGAGCAGGAAAAUGCUAAGCCUCAGACCCCACCCGCAUCUCCUAAAGCCACAGUACCAGAGAGCCCAAUCUACGAGGAUGCCUCCCCUGUGUAUGAGAGUGAGCCGCACAGAGAACCCCCUGUGUCUGAGCCUGUGUAUGAGGACCACCAAGAUGCUGGGGGGCACCAGGAGGCGGAGCAAGAAGCCGUGUAUGAAUCGGCAGAUUACCAGGAAGAAGAGAACACCUACGAUGAAUACAGCGAAGACCUUGGAAUCACCGCCAUCGCCCUGUACGACUAUCAGGCUGCUGGAGACGAUGAGAUUUCCUUCGACCCCGACGACAUCAUCACAAACAUCGAGAUGAUCGACGAGGGCUGGUGGAGGGGUCGCUGCAAGGAAUGCUGCGGUCUCUUCCCGGCCAAUUACGUGGAGCUUCGCCAGUAAGGCUCCUCAUUAGCUACAGGGGGAGGGGCCUGUAACACAUUUUUAUUUUGGCUGCUUUGGCUAACAAGCGGCACUCGCCCCGUGGCUGGUUUGCAGGCUCCUCCCCCAGCGCCAAGUGUUGCCAUAACUAAGCCAUCGGAUCCUUACACUACAAAUCAUGAGUUUUUGGAGAGGGUUUAGAUUUUUUUUAAAAAAUAUAAUUUUUUUCCCCUCUGGCUUUUAACGAGCAAACGAUUCAUUUAAUGACUAUUAACCCAUUCGCUGCCAGAUGUGCCUCCGCUACCUUGGACAAAUCUCUCGGGCUGUCUCAACGCCACGGUUUUGGUUCUUCUUCCUCAUUUCAGCAGCGCCCGACUGAGGCUCCUCUUUCUUUUGUCUCAUUCAUUGUAAUCAGUGGCUGAUUCUCUCUCCAAACCCCCCUCCCAAUAAUUGUUACCCCGGAACGUGCUCCCCAGAUACGGAACAUUCUGCAAGUGAACCGUCUGAUUGGCUGAUCAAGGAGCCGCCCCUUAUAAGCCCCAAAUCCCCUUCCUUAGUUUUGCUCUUAGUUGCCCUUUACAGUGACCAAUCUCACACUGUACAUUCCGCUAUUUUUUAUUUUUUUUAAGCAAAUACCGUCCUUCUACCGGAUCAGGCUGUGAUUGGCUGAUGUGCGCUCAUGGCGCUAAACUCCUCCCCUCACGUGUAACGGGAACCCAUCAGUAUUAUGAGCACACCAUGUUGUGAUCCUGCUGAGCUUUUAAGGCUGUGACGACCCUAUUAACGACCCUCCAUCAGGGCUGCAGGGAGUUCUAGUCCUUUAACAACUGGUGUUAUAAUAAAAAAUAAAUUUCUCCAAAGCCCCCCAGCAGUUUUCCUUUGCCAAUGAACCAUUUGAGAAAGAAGCAGAUGUGCCCUCUUGUAAUACAAAGGGCCACCCUAGAAAAAAAUGCAAUUUCUUGAAGGUCAUGUAAACCCUUAAAUAAAUGAAUGUGAACAUUCUCUGAGCUCUCUCCUGAGCACUUUAACAAUUUAACGUUUUUUCCUAGUUUUCAAGAUAUUUGCAGUUCUUAAACUGCUGUUAGAAUGAAUUUGAAACAAUAUCUCCACCUGCUGGUCAUUUUAGUUAUUCCACCAAAAUGAGCAGCAGGUGGCGCUGUUGUUUGAAAUGCGUUCUUAUAGCUGCAGAUUUUGGACCAGUAUUUAAGCCGAUACUAAUGGUGCGGUAGAGGGCGGUGUGCGCCAAGUAGGGCGAUUCCUACGUUUCUUUCGGGGAGGAGGGGGGUGAAAUACAUAAACAUGGGUGGGUUUUUUAUCCUUUAGUUCUUUUUAUCUGUUUUUGCAUACGGCACUUCAUGUAUGAUUUUGUAACUGAUGCUUCAAUAAAGUUUUUUUUUUU